Molecule: messenger RNA, 7000 nt
Organism: Triplophysa rosa
Lineage: Eukaryota; Metazoa; Chordata; Actinopteri; Cypriniformes; Nemacheilidae
Exons: 2
Coding region: 4132-5052 (306 amino acids)
Source: RefSeq, a predicted model, not a curated record
UGAGAAGCCAAAGUUAACAGAUGUUAAGCGUUGUCUUCAGCUAAUGACUAUAAUAACAGGUCUCAUAGCUGUAGAACAGAUGCAGGGAGUUAAGAAAGCUCCGCAGACAGUCAGUGUUAGCUUUAGUUUGAUUCAUUCAUGUCAGGCCAUCUCCACAUCACAGCGGAUAUUCAGAAAAACAACAUGCCAACAGGAUUUAUUGAUAACCUUUGAUUCAUAGUGUCACGUUGAGCAAAUAAAGUGUAUUUACAAAAUCCCUACAUGGCUACAUACCAGAAUGAGCACAUGUGCUGCUCAAACUAUACCCACAUUCAUUUCAACAUGACUCACAACAUGAAAGGGAGUGUUCACAUACUGUUUAUCACUGUGAUCACCCCAUGGCUGUUUGAUGCAUACACCCACACCUCUUUAAUUCCUUCCCAACACCCAGAACAACUGCCGGUGGUCAGAGGACAGCAGUUGCUAUGGUAACAGACCCAAACAAGGCCCAACAGUAACUUGGCCUUCUGUGUCUACCAUUUAUCCCAGAACAAAGAUCCUUUAUCUUACUUGAAAAAAUGGGCGAGAGAGGCGGUGUUAUUUUCCAAAAGUCCAUUUAGCCAUUUAAAAUAUUUUUUCAAUGAAAGUACCAUCGGGCACAUAUGCCGUCUAUUUUUAAAGCAGCUUAAUUGCGAUCAUGCAGCUGUGCAGGUUCAAGCCCCCACCCUGUCCCUCUGUUAGUGCAUUACCUCAUAGGAAGGAUAUUCCUUUGACUGAAUCAACGGUAUCUGGCGUUUUUAGACUAAACAACAAAACUGAAACUUCUGUGCAUCUACAUUGUUGGCAUACACGAGUUCCUCUUUGUUGGCUAAAGCAUGGAAAUAACAAUAUUUGGUCUCAUAAAACAAAAUAAAGCUCAUGAGUAGCUUCUGCCUAAAUCUUUGGAAAUCUGCCAUACUGUAAUGUACUGUAAUGUACAGAUCUAUCAGUAUCAUGAGCACAGAACAUACAUUCACAUACAUUGUCAAGACACACAAUGUAAAAAAAUGUUGUUAAAAAGUUUUUUCUUACUAUGCUUGUUUGCAACAGCAGCUGGCUUUUCCUUUAUGACAGGAUAUUUGUAAAUUUUCCCUCUGUGUCAAAGUGACAUUUAAUGGGCAAGCAAUGAAAUAUGCACCAAAGAGAUUUAUUACUUUUCAGCAAAAACACCACAGUGGUUUUAUAUGUUUUUAAGUUGUUCAUAGUCAGUCAUGGAAUUCAUAUAAAGCUUUCACCAACUACAUGGUUCAAAAAAUGAUGCAAACCUCUGCCAGCACAUUUCAUCUUUCUCUGUUGUUUUAGCAUUUAUUUACCACUGUGCCACUUAUGUCCAUUUAAGCUUCUUAAAUAGACAUUUGUGGACAUUUUAAUAAAGCACUUACAAAUGUAGUAACUGUUCAUGUUUACACCAAGGGUGGAUAAAGUUUGAACUCGUUUCGCAAAGGUUGGUUUUACUUUGGACUUUUUUUACCUUAUUUUUUGUUUUAGUUCAUAGCUAUGCUAAUAAAAACGGAAAUGAUGUUAAAAAAAUAAUUAAUGUUUUCCCUGAACUAAGUGUCGUGAUCUCAGUAUUGUCACUGCUUUGUGUCUUGUGUGGGUGUGUGUUUUGUUUUGUCGAACACGUGGAGUGCCGUUUGACAGCUCCACAAGUAUUCGGUGUCCGUGUCACUCGCCUCGCCCCCGUGUCUCCCUGCCAGGCUUUCCCCUCACCGGUUUCCCAUCACCUCAUCACUCUCACCCCUGUAGCUCGUUCCUGAUCAGUAGCUUUCCCUGGUCCCUCAUUAUGUUCCACCUGCAGUUUAUUCCCACCUUUUAGGUUUUCUCUAUUUAAUCCCUCUCGUCUUGUGUCAGACCGUUAUUUGUUGCAGUCGUUCCCUGACCUUCUCUAAUCUUGUCUAGUCAUAGUAUUAUCUUAGUUUUCUUGUUUUCCCCACUCACACAAUCUUCACAUUGAUUGGGUUACGAAUUCUAUUUUGGCCUGGAGCUCUUCUUGUCAUGCGUCUUGUCUGGGUUCUCUUCUGCUGUCUCUGUGCCUUCUGUGUUGCAGGUCAAAGCCGCCAAUUUGACUGGGGUCCCGGAGUACCACGAUCUGCUCACGGUGUUCAGCAGGUCGCGAGCCACCUCUCUCCCUCUGAAUAGCCCCUACGACUGCGCCAUAGGCCUCCUCCCGGGCACUUCUCCGUCCAAGGGGUGUCUCUAUUCAUUGUCCGGUCCUGAAAGAGAGGCCAUGAAUAAAUACAUUCACGAGUGUUUACAAGCUGGGCUCAUUCGCCACUCCUCUUAACCGGCAGGUGCGGGUUUCAUCUUUGUCCAGAAGGAGGACGGCUCCUUGCGCCCAUGUAUUGAUUAUCAAGGUUUGAAUGAGAUUACUGUUAAAAAUAAGUACCCCUUGCCUCUCAUGUCAACUGCCUUCGAACUCUUGCAGGGAGCCCGGGUUUUACCAAGCUAGACCUACACAAUGCCUAUCACCUGGUUCGUAUCCGAGAGGGGGACGAGUGGAAGACGGCAUUCAAUACACCCUCGGGACACUAGGAGUAUUUGGUUCUCCCGUUUGGUUUGACAAAUGCUCCUGCCGUCUUCCAGGGCCUCGUCAAUGCCGUGUUGGGAGACAAGAUUAAUUGGUUUGUCUUUGUGUACCUGGAUGACAUUCUUAUUUUUCCCCUUCUCUCCAGGAACACAACCGACACAUCAGGGAGGUUCUCCAGCAGUUAUUAGAAAAUCAGCUUUUUGUUAAGGCGGAGAAGUGCGUUUCGUUCCUUGGUCAUAUCGUUUCUCCCAGAGGCAUCAACCCUGAUCCUGCUAAGAUCAGAGCCGUAGCCGAGUGGCCAGUUCCCGACUCUUGUAAAGCUCUACAGCGGUUCCUGGGUUUCGCCAAUUUUUAAUGGCGAUUUAUCCGGGGUUUCGGCCAGAUUGCCGUUCCACUCACAGCAUUGACCUCCACCAAGGUUUCGUUCAGGUGGAAUACUCAAGCUCAGGUAGCCUUUGAUAACCUCAAGUCCCGUUUUGUCUCUGCUCCUGUGCUUUGUUUUCCAGAACCCGAGCAGCAAUUCAUUGUUGAGGUCGAUGCAUCUGAUGUCGGGAUAGGAACGGCUCUAUCUCAGCAUUCUAGUCAUGACGGGAAGGUGCAUCCUUGCGCUUUCUACUCUCACCGCCUCAGCCCUGCUGAACGAAACUAUGACAUCGGUAACAGAGAACUGCUGGCAGUCCGGCUGGCUUUGGGUGAGUGGCGUCACUGGAUGGAGGGGUCGGCGCAGCCUUUUUUGGUCUAGACGGAUCACAAGAAUCUCGAGUACUUCCUUUCAGCCAAAAGGCUGAGCUCAUGCCAGGCCCACUGGGCACUCUUUUUCGGUCGGUUUAACUUCACCAUCUCGUACCGGCCAGGAUCUAAGAAUGUCAAACCUGAAGCACUCUCUCAUCUGUUCGAGGUCCCUGGGGGGGAGCCUUCGGCUGAUGCCAUCCUCACUAAAGGGAUGGUGGUUGGGGCUGUCUCCUGGGAUCUCGAACGACGAGUAGAGCAGGCCGGUCGAGUGGUGCAAGUACCGAGGAAGUGUCCAGUGGGCAGGUUGUUUGUUCCGGCCGAGCUGUGCCCCGAAGUACUGCAGUGGGGUCAUUCAUCUAAGUUUGUCGGCCAUCCAGGAAUCCGGGGGACCCUGGCUUCCAUCCGCCAGCGGUUUUGGUGGCCCUCCAUGGCCGCAGAUGUUAGACAGUUUGUGUUGGCUUGCCCUGUCUGCACUCAAUGUAAGCCCUCCCACCGCCCCCCUGCUGGUCUGCUUCACCCACUUCCCAUCCCCUCCAGCCCUUGGUCACACAUCGCCUGGGUGGACCACGUCUUUCAUCUUCAUGGGUUGCCAAUUGACGUCGUGUCCGAUAGGGGUCCUCAGUUCACCUCCCGGUUCUGGAAAGAGUUCUGUAGACAGAUCGGGGUUUCAGCGAGUCUGUCUUCCAGUUUCCAUCCUCAGACCAAUGGGCAGUGUGAGCAAGCCAACCAGGAUCUCGAAUGCAGAUUCCUCUGUCUAACAUCGCAAACUCCCAGUUCCUGGAGCCAACAGCUCUCCUGGAUUGAAUACGUCCACAAUUCCCUCCCGGUAUCGUCUUCAGGUUGUCCCCUUUUGAAUGUUCUGUGGGUUACCAACCUCCCUUGUUUCCCUCACAGGAACUCGAUGCUGCAGUUCCUUCUGCUCUGGCCUUCGUUCAGCGUUGUCAUCGCACCUGGACGAGGGCCAGAGGGGUUCUGGCCCGAACCUCCCAGAGGACCAAGAAGCAGCCGAUCGCCACCGGUCCUCUCCGCCAGCCUAUGUGUGUGGUCAGCGGGUAUGGCUUUCCACCAUGGACUUGCCUCUCAGGGUGCCCUCUCGGAAGUUGGCUCCCAGGUUCAUUGGCCCAUACAGCAUUACAAAGGUGGUUAAUCCAGUGGCUGUCCGGCUCAUACUCCCCCUGAAUCUUGGUCGAGUUCACCCUGUUUUUCAUGUUUCCAGGGUCAAACCCGCCGUCACGUCCCCUCUCAACCCUGCCAGCAAUCGCUACCCCGCGCCUCGUGGACGGGUCUCCGACGUACACUGUCAGGAAACUUAUGGAUGUACGUCACCGUGGCCGGGGUUUUCAGUAUUUGGUGGACUGGGAGGGCUACGGAGCAGAGGAAAGGAGCUGGGUGCCGUCUCGCGACAUUCUGACGAGUCGCUGAUCAUAGACCUCCACCGGAGACUAGUUCCCGUUAGCGUCCCGGACCAUCCUGCUCUCUUCACUCCGGCUAUCGCUUCACCAGCGACCACCUCUCCUGGCAAGAAUCGGCCAGCAGGGCGAGGGUUCUCCCCGCCGUGCGUUCCUCCCUUCGUGGGACAGAAUCUCCCAGACUGGGUCUAUUUCAGAUUCUUCCGUGAGUGCCUCUCGAGUCGGGUCGGACUCACGUGGCUCCGAGGCUGGUGUCUCUUGGUGGAUUCUUGUGGAAACUUUUCAAUAAAGACCUAUUCAUUUCCCGCAAUUGAGUCUCUGCAGUUUCUGUUCACGCACAGUCAUGACACUAAGAUCAUCUUGUAGCAAAGUUCAAAGUCGUAGGGAAGGAAGGAGGCAGGAACCGGCAAACAUUUAACAACUUUAAUCAAAUAAACAAACAAUAUAAAACGAAAGUAAAAGGGCCGACAGCCACCUCACGGUAGACUUCUGAUCACACAAACAUAAAUAAAACUUAACACCUGUCCGGGCCCGGUCCUCUCUCAUCAGUAGUCCUGUCGCUUGUCCUUUUAUGCUCCCGAUCUCCUCCGUGAGACAUGCGGAACCGGUGUGCGCACAGCUGAUUCCCACUAUCACUCACGCCACAGGCCCCGCCUCGUUGCCCCACGGCUCUCGUUCCGCCUUCCUCGCUACACAUCUAUUUAAAAGAUUAUUGGUCAUUAACUAGAGUAGACAGUUUUUACCCAAGGAUCAUAUUAAAAUAGCAGGAAAAUCUAUUUAAAACAAUUAGAAAUGCUUAAUAACACAAUGCUUGUAACUCACCAUUUAAAAUCCUGAAUCAGCAAUCUGUUAUAGCAGCUCUUAUCCUUUACUUUAUUGCAGAGUAUAAAUCCAGCUCCAAUAAAACACACUUUAAUACCUACUGUAAUUAAAGCUGGAAAAUGACAGGCAGGUGUGUGGUUGAAACAAAGCUUUCAGAAAGAUAAAUCUUAGGUCAUCAUUUACUCACCCUCGUGUCAUUUUAAACAUGUAUGACUUUCUUUAUUCUGCAGAACACAAAAUACAAUAUUUUAAAGAAUGCUGGUAAACAAACAUACGGUACCCAUUGACUUGCAUUGGUUUUGUGUCUAUACAAUAGAAGUGAAUGGGUACCGCCGCAACUUUGGAUAUAGAUUAUUGUCAUUAUCUAAAGAAAAUAAGUGGUCACCAUGGUGUUCUAAGUGGUUGGUAGUGUGAUGCAUAUCAGCUGCUACAGCGUCUUUGGGUGAUUGCUUUGAAAGUUUUCUUUGUAGUCUAAGUUAAAAAGCCCACCCCAAACUCUCCAUGACAUUCUGUCUUGGGUGAAUCGUUCAAUGUAAUUCAAUGGUAUUGUUUGGCCUGUUUAAUUGUCUGCAAGGUGGAAACCGUAAAUUCAAUUGCUUACAAAAGCAGAAUGGUCCAGAUUGAGUUUAUGUGCUGAAAUAUAAUAUUUAGCAUUAAGGAUUUGUUCAAAGCAUUAUUAAUACAGAUGUUUGUCUUAAAUGAUUAAAGCAAUACGUUUUCAGAACAAACAUUCAUUCUUAUUUGAGGAUCACAAGAAUGAGCCAUUCUUUCUUAUGUGGCCAAAUCUUAAUCAUCUACAUCAGGGGUUUUCAAUCAAAGAGCCCGCCAACCUGACUCUCAUCCAACCCAUAUAAAAAGGCUACAUUUUUUAUUGGGUAACACUUUAUAAUAACUUACAAAUACGUUGACUAAAAAUACAGCAUUGUAAAAUGUUAAACAGAUCAUUCAUUGGUUAAAACAGUAUAUAAAUAUAUUCUGUGUGUUUGGCUUAUUGUGCAGAGCUCUGAGAGGCCCCAAGCAAAGAAGGGGGGCCUGUGCUUGUGCUAAGCGUGGUUGUUGCGCACUACUCUGUUGUUGUAGAGUUUGUGUAUUAGAACCUGUUGAAAUUGACCAUUGUAAGGGCUGGUUGUAGCCUAUUGUGACCUGGAUGUCUUAUUUCCUUAAUAACUUCUUUACAGAGGAAAGCCAUAGGGAGGUGGGUGCCCGUUUGUUUUUUGUGUAAACCUGUUUUCUCCUGUUUAUCAAUAGUUAGGGAGCGUAUAUAUUUGUGUUUUAUUUGGGCUAUUUCCUUUGUUAGCUUAGCAGACUAACUAGUUAGUUGCUCCAUUUUGAUUAUUAUUUUGGGCCUAAUCCCCCUCCUGAAGUUCUGUUUGCUUCCUCAUUGUUUGAAUAUUUUUCUUUUGUUUUUUUUGCCACUCAUAACAGAGAUGGCUGAGAAAACUAUAAAAUAAACUUCAUGUUUAAGAAGUCUUACGUUGGGUCUGUGAACUGA